Messenger RNA from Leptidea sinapis, 4790 nucleotides. RefSeq names its product proton-coupled amino acid transporter-like protein CG1139. Gene Ontology annotation, biological process: amino acid transmembrane transport. Gene Ontology annotation, molecular function: amino acid transmembrane transporter activity. Gene Ontology annotation, cellular component: vacuolar membrane. The transcript has 8 exons. The coding region runs from base 76 to 1671 and encodes 531 amino acids. The record is from RefSeq and is a predicted model, not a curated record. NCBI's taxonomy places the organism in Eukaryota, Metazoa, Arthropoda, Insecta, Lepidoptera, Pieridae.
GUUCGCACGCAGUCGGCGUGCCGUGUCUCAUUGUGCAAUUUAGUUUCGAGUGGUUGUUGUGUAUCGACUAUCAACAUGCCAAAGAACAUCUUAGCCGAGAUGGGCUCCCAAGUGGGACUCACACCAGCCCGACAGAAUCAAAAGGAGGCAGUUGAGUGGGAUCGAAGACACAAAGUAUCCAAGGUCAACCCUUCAUUCGAACCAGACGACUUCCUCCCACAAAGUUUAUCUCCAGUACAAGAUGGCAAAAAAGGGCCAGGUGAUAAAGGUAUCUUUCUCGUCAACAUGAACGAGAAAAAUCAACAGGAUGUGGAAGAAUAUGAGCCAUACGACAACAGGGUGGUCGACCAUCCCACGACAAAUACAGAGACGUUGCUGCAUUUGAUGAAAGGCAGCUUGGGUACAGGUAUAUUAGCAAUGCCACAUGCUUUCGCAAAAUCAGGAUACAUUGUUGGAUCAAUCGGGACAAUAGUUAUCGGCGUGCUGUGUACGUACUGCAUCCACGUGUUAAUCGAUUCAUGCUAUGUUUUAUGCAAGCGUCGAAAAGUCCCGUCGCUCACUUACACAGCAGCUGCUGAGGCUGCUUUGUCAGAAGGUCCUAACUGGUGCAAGGCAUUUGCACCAUAUGCUGGGCACGUCGUCAAUGUAUUUCUACUCAUCUAUCAAAUUGGGACAUGUUGUGUUUACGUUGUAUUCGUGUCAGAGAAUAUACAAUACGUGCUAACGAAACACUUCGGCUUGGACUAUGCUGUAUUCGACGUUAUGUUGUGGAUUCUUCUCCCUUUGGUUCUCAUCAAUUGGGUGCGAGAUUUGAAGUAUUUAGCACCAUUUUCAGCUAUAGCUAAUGCAAUAACAAUUGUGAGCUUUGGAAUCAUCCUCUACUAUAUCUUCAGAGAAGCGCCUACAUUAGAGGGCAAGUCACCAGCAGGAAAGAUUUCUGAAUUUCCACUUUUCUUUGGAACAGUUUUGUUUGCACUUGAAGCUAUUGGUGUGAUACUGCCAUUGGAAAAUGAAAUGAAGACACCAAAAGAUUUUGUUGGAAAAUUCGGAGUUUUAAACCAGGCUAUGAUUUCAAUUAUUAUCUUGUACGUCGGUAUGGGUCUUUUCGGCUACUUGCAAUAUGGAAAUGAGGCUGCUGGAAGUAUAACACUUAAUUUGCCUUCAAAAACAGAAAUUCUUGCCAGUGUAGUCCAGUGCCUACUAGCAUUUGCGAUCUUCAUAACACACGGUCUUGCCUGCUACGUUGCUAUUGACAUUGCGUGGAAUGAAUAUAUUGGUGUAAGGCUACUUAACAGUUCCCAUAGAAUUAUUUGGGAGUACAUAUUGAGGACCUCCAUUGUAUUACUUACGUUUGGCAUUGCUGCAGCGGUACCUGAGCUGGACCUGUUCAUUUCACUAUUCGGAGCCCUAUGUUUAUCUGCUCUCGGACUUGCCUUCCCAGCGUUCAUCCAAAGUUGCACAUAUUGGUACUACGUGUCUCGUUCGGAACGCAUACGAAUGCUAGUAAAGAACAUUAUAGUAGUCAUAUUCGGCGCCCUAGGGCUUGUUGUAGGAACUUGGACAUCGCUUGAAGGUAUCAUUGUAAAGUUCUCAGCGCAUCACGCCCUAAAUGCUACUGCGGCCAUCGCAGAAGCAACGCAACUCAAUGAAACAUUCACUGUAAUACCUUGAAAAUUUUAGUUGUCAUGCCAUUUUUUAUUUAAUAAACUGUGGCUUAAAGUACAAUUUAGGAGCACGUGAUGAUAAAUAGACAGUGUUAGGACCUAAAAUAAUCAACACUAGGUACAAUAUAAUAAAAUCUAAACAUUACCAUCAAAGUUAAUGAAAUUAUCAGACCAAUAGUGGCUAAAUAUAUCUAUUUAUCAGAAUGAAUGCUGUUUGUUAGUACCUAAUACCGAGUGAAGUAGAUCAUAAUGUUAAUUUACUAAAAUGAAAUUCUGACCUAGUUGGUAUGUAAGUAUGACUUUUGUAUCAUGUGUUAAUUAAGUUCAACGAUUUAGGUCAAAGCGUAUAAAAUAUAGUAAGUAAAAUGCCAUCAGGAAAUGUAAUCAGGUUGCCUUAAAAUAACAUUCCUGUUAUACAAAAACUCAAUCAACAUACCGGAACGGGAAACUCAUUUCAAUAGAUUCGAUUUGAUUACAAUAUAUACAAUUUGGCUGUUAGUUAUUUAAUAAAGUGUGACAUAGUAGUCUUAAGUGUAGGAGGUAAUAAGCCUUCAGAAUAAAUAUGGUAUGAUGUACGGAAGUGAGCAACAUUUCAUAAUUCAAACAAGUGAAAAACAAUCGAAAAGUAUUCUAAAAAACAUCUUUUAAUCUUAUUUGUCCAUCUUUUAAACACAUGUAGAUAAUUUACAAGUAGAAUCAUAAUUUUAUUGACUACUACAAUAUACUUAUCGCAUUGAUGUACUAUGUAUAAUAUAACUAAUAAUAUAUUAGGUGUUAAAGUAUGAAAUUGCCGAUAUUUACUGAAAAAUUAAAUUCGUUGUUUAUUUAAUCAAAAUAAUUAACAUUAUCCAUUAGAAUUUUCGAUGUAUCCAUCUGUAUUGUCUUAGCUAAAUAUAAAAAAUUACUCGAAGUCAAUAAUAAAAUUUUGCACAUUUUUUAAAAGAAGAGCUACAUAGGUACUAUGUGAAAAAAGUUUUAUUCAAAAAAUCUCAAACCAUGAAGGUUCUACGUCAAUUCGAAGUACCUAUUACAAUAAAACGGUAAUUUAAUACUAUAACCCCUAUUAUGUUUUAAAUUUUAUUCAUUGACACGAUACGACGCAAACGAAAGGAAAUAAUUAAAUGUUAUGUGAGCUGUACUUUAUUAUCAGUCACUAAAUUAUGCUUGAAGUAUUUGUGGCAGUAUUAAAAAAAAUCUUAUAUGAUACUAUUUUUCCUAUCAGUCAAGAGCAAUUAUAUUAGUUUGUUUAAUUUUGUCGACGGUUGUUAAACAUUUAGCUUGUAAGUUUUAAUUUUACAUACAAAUGUGAGAUUUUAUAUAAAUUAUGAUUCAUUGUGGCAUUUUAAGGAAGAGUUAAUUUUAAUGUUAACCCAAACCCAGAUAAUUUUAUUUAUGGAUUUAUUUCUGUUUCAAACUGAUUUAGCUGUCGACUGUUUUCGUUUUCCAACCUAUUAAUUGUUUCAGUGAGAAUUUUAAAAAAUUAUAUAAAAAUCGCAUCUAAUCAUAGAACCCAAAUAUUUUUAUGUACAUUUCUAAUUAAUAUAUUAUGACCAGUACAAAUAUAUAAACUAAUUAAUCAAUUUAUAUUUAAAGUGAGAAGUACGGUUCUAAAUUGUUUCAUUCUUUCAGAGUUUAUUAUUAUGAGAUUGUCUAAACAGAAAAAUCAACUGCACAUAUAUUAUAUUAUAUUUAUAGGAUAUACGAAUAGCUUUAAUUUUGUUUUAUUUGUAAUUUUAUAUAUUAUAGUUAGUUUAGUUAUUUAUCCAGCCAAGUCGGUUUAAACUAUAUAUAUAUAAACCUUUAGAUACUCUAUUUUACACAGAAUAUCAAUUAGAUUCAAUAAUACCUUAAAAUAUAAUCUAUACUCAUAUUAAUCCGAAAGUGUCUCGACCACAUUGUCACAUCAAAUGAUUUAAAAAGGGUGGCAUGUAUGAAAUGAUUGUAUCAUUAAUUAACAAAAAAGACGGGCAGGUGUUUGGCACUGUUAAAUAUUGUGUUAAUAAUCAUUACUUACCGCCACUAACCAGAGCCUCAAUUGGAACUCUUUUAUAAUAUUAAAUCUGCUUCUUUUAUGAAUAUUAUGAUAUCAUUGCUUAUAUUUGUUGUUUGUCAUUAAGUAAGUGAGACCUGAAUGUAAUUAAUUAUUUUUACACAAAGUAUGUCCUAAAUAUUUAAGUCGUAUAGUAAUUAUAUUUUAUAAGAAAAAUCGUGCAACUCUAUGUUUUUUUUUAUUAUUUUUAAAGUGCGUGUGGGCUAUAUUUAGUAUAUUAACAUAAAACAGUACAAGAUCAUAUUAUUAUAAUUGUGACCAGCAUGUAAUUAAGAACAUUGACAAAUGUUGUCGAAACGUUUUAGGUAAUUCUUUAUCAAAUAUUCUAUCAUUUCUAUUUAUAUAUUUUAGUGUCUUUUUUCAAAUCUCAGUAAGAACAACACACAUAAUAAAGUCUAAGCAACGCCUAUUGAUUUUUAAAAAAUCUAAAUAAAUCGGUCUAGACGGCGAGAUGUAGUCGAGGCGAUAUUAUAAGUAAAAAAAUUCGCAAAAAUAAAAAACAAAAAUUUUUUUAUCGAAAAAUAAGUAAUUCAUACACAAGAAAAAGCAUUGAAACCGACAUUAUCAUUGUGUUAUUGUUGUUAGGCACAAUUUCUAAAAAGUUCAAGAAGUUCAGAUGGGAUUUUCAUAUCGUUCAAGGAAAUACUUCAAAGAAACAAAUGAAUUACAGGUGUUGCUUACACUUCUCUGAAGUGUGUAUGUUAAAACACACGAGAUUCACAGCUAUCUCUUACUGCGGAUUGCCUAUCGAUCGCUUUUAUGUACCGUAGACAUUCCUUCACGUAAUAAAUCCUUCGCAUUGCCUACGUGUUUCGCUUUCCUUUUCGGGAUAUAAUAUGAAAUAUAUAUUCAAAUACAUUCACUAACGAAAUAUAUUACAGAGACAUUUAUAUUAUUAUUAUAUAUGUUAUAAAUUAAUAUUUCCGGUUAUGAUAUAAAAUAAACUGUGAUGUUGAUAGUUUAAUAUAUAAGUUAUUGUUUUAAUAAUUGUAGAUGAAUGAUGUGUUACACACAUUAGUGAUAUUGUGCUCAGAGUGAUGUGGGGUAGAACCCGAUUCAAUAAAAUGUAAAAUUUU